CAUGUUACCUUUCCCCCCCCCCAUCCUCAUUUCCGGUGCCUCGUGCACACGCUUUCAACAGUCAGCCCGAGCGCCGUUAACGUUCGGGUGGCGGCAGCGACAGCUUGUGGUUGUUGCUGUCGCUUCAACACCAGCCGCCCGGCUGUGUUUCUUUCGGUCUGCGGAGGGGUAGGGGAAAUGGAUUGAAGGACGCCUGUCCUAGGUGUAGGGGAGAUAAGGAAAGUGUGGAGGCGGCGGCGGCCGUGGUCGUGUUAAUGUCCGGGCCCGUGGAAGUGCCGGCUCCCGGCGGCGGCCAGGCCCAGCCUGUCAGCGAGGGGGACCAUGUGGUGCUGAAAAGAGAAGAGGUGUUUAAAGCCGUGCAAGUGCACAGAGGAAGAAAAAUCACCUUUGAGAAACAGUGGUUUUACUUGGACAAUGCAAUUGGACAGCAGUAUGGUACCACUUUUGAGGUUUCCAGUGGAGGAGUACUCCAGCCACUUAAAGUAAAAACUAAAGAAAUUGCCAAAGAAGCAAAUGAAGCUGGUAUUGAUAACCGAAACAUAAUUGAUGAUGGCAAGUCCCAAAAGCUCAGCAGAGAUGAUAUUGAGGCACUUAAAGAGCAAGGAUUAAAAGGUCAGGAUAUUGUCCAACAUUUAGUAGAGAAUAGCACAACAUUUAGAGACAAAACUGGAUUUGCUCAAGAAAAGUACAUCAAGAAGAAAAAGAAAAAGUAUGAAGCAUUUAUAACUAUUCUAAAGCCUACCACUCGCAUAAUGGCCAUGAUGUAUCAUUCCCGUGAGCCAGGUAAAAUUUGCUAUUUAAGGUAUGACACGCUGGCUCAGAUGUUAACUCUUGGGAACAUCCAUGCAGGCUCCAAAGUAAUUGUAGCAGAAACCUGUGCUGGUCUGGUGCUUGGUGCUGUAAUGGAGAGAUUGGGAGGUUUUGGUUCCGUUAUCCACGUGUAUCCAGGUAGCUUGCCUGUCAGGGCAGCGAUGGAGAAUUUUGGCUUUCCAAAAUCCUUCUAUAACCAUCUAUUUGAUUUUCCUAUCAACAAAUUGAACAGUCUUCUUUCUGGAGGUUUUUCAGCUGAGAAGGAAACACUGCAAAAACAAACUGAAGUUAUGAUGGAAGAAGGUAAUGGGAGCCCACUGAACACCUACCAGGGUGAUGGGAUGCCUUGUGGUGAGACUGUGAUGGAUAACAACCAAUCUGAGGAAACUAAGCCCAUGGAUGUUGCUUGUGAGGAGGCUGAAAAUAAAGAAAAAAAUACAGACAGAAAGUCCAACCAGGUUGAAGAGAGGAAGAGUAAGCAAGAAGAUCGGCUGAAGAAAUUACAGACCGCUGCAGCUGUGCUUCAGGAAAGAAAUGCAGAUGGGUUAAUUAUUGCAAGUCGCCUGUACCCCAGCCCCUUAUUACUUUGUCUUUUGGAGUUUGUGGCACCAUCUAGACCGUUUGUCAUCUACUGCCAGUACAAAGAGCCUUUGCUUGUGUGCUAUUCAAAUUUACGAGAAAGGGGUGGAGUUGUCAACCUGAGGUUAUCUGAAACAUGGCUGAGAGGCUACCAGGUUUUGCCAAACCGGACUCAUCCCAAGCUGACAAUGAGUGGAGGCGGUGGCUACAUCCUGACCGGUAUUACUGUUGCUAUGGACAGAACAAAAUCAGUUGCCAAUAUUUCUAAUUCUCAGAGGGCUGAAGAACGUCCGGCCAAAAGACAAAAAAUUGAGGAAUCCAAAAGUUAGCCUUCCUCCAAGUACUGUAGCUAAUCCUGAAACUGAUUAUUGGAGCUCAUUGUGGAGCUGAUUGUAAAGCUCAAACUGCAAGUUUCUACAGACUGCUAUAUGUUUAUUUUCUUAUCAAUGGUAUUUGUGCCAUUUGGAAUUUUCUGCUAUGAUGUGGAGCAUCAGCAAAAGUGAUUUUGCAUCUGUGAUGUAGGUGCUCUCCAUGCACAGACAAGUAUUGCUAUGUACCAGUGUACAAUGUUUCUUUAUAUCCCCAAUUCUGCAAAAAGUAAAAGAAAUGAAAUUAAGUAUUUUUUUGAAAAAUGUGUUCAUGCUGCAAUUACAUACAAGAAAAGUUUUUAGUUUGAAAGUUGUAAAACUCUCCUUGAAUAUUUGUUCCAGGCAACCUCGGCCUGUCAAGGGACUCUAACUUCACAAAAUGAAGGUCCUAAUUAAUUAGGAAUUGUGACCAGCUGUAAAAUACAUUUUUUUUUCCCACAGUUUCAUUCAUAUCAAGUUAUGGAAACUAACUUCAUGCACUGAAGUACUUUUCUUGAUGGAUUUAGCUAUUUUAAAUUGAUUUUAUUUAUAAUUUGUACAGUGGUUUUCAUUGCUAGUUUAUCUAUAUUGAAAGUGUCACAUCACUGGAAUCAACUAUGAAAAAAUUGAGUUAUCUGAAAUAAAUCCAUUUAAUCAAGCUUA
This is a messenger RNA of Rhincodon typus (whale shark), 2399 nucleotides long. RefSeq names its product tRNA methyltransferase 6 non-catalytic subunit (gene trmt6). Gene Ontology annotation, cellular component: nucleus; tRNA (m1A) methyltransferase complex. The record is from RefSeq and is a predicted model, not a curated record. The transcript is spliced from 11 exons. Bases 255 to 1718 code for a protein of 487 amino acids. Gene Ontology annotation, biological process: tRNA methylation. Lineage: Eukaryota; Metazoa; Chordata; Chondrichthyes; Orectolobiformes; Rhincodontidae.